GCCGCCGUAGCCGGAACUGCUGCUGAGCGCGGCGGGCCGGCUUCUCGAGGCUGAGCGGCGGCAGCAUCCGUGCUCGCAGCCCCCUCAGCCGCGCGCCGGCCCGCGGAGGGGACGUGACGGGUCGAGCGCCGGUCGGCCAGCUGCUUCCGAGGCGGACGACCGGCCCAGCGUCGCGGCCUCACUGCAGCCGGCGCUCGGGUGCCGGGGCAGCCGGGCCCGGCUAGUUCUGCGGGCGCCCGGGGAGGCCCCGGGGAGGCCCCGGGAAGCCAGGCUGCUGCCCGGCGUUGAUGAAAAAGGAUGACAGUGAAGUUGGGCGACGGCGGCAGCGGGGAGGACGGGCUCAAGAAGCUGGGCAAGCGGGCGGCCGAUGAGGAGUCCCUGGAAGGUGAAGGGGCCGGCGGCGCAGACGCGGCCGAGGAGAGCAGCGGCACAAAGAGGGACGACAAGACCCCCCGGGUCGGCGCCGACGGCACCCCCGCGCCCCCCAGCGCGCCGCAGGCGCCGUCUCCGCCGCAAGGCAGCCCCCAGGACCAGCACCACUUCCUCCGGUCCAGCGUGCGGCCGCAGAGCAAGAGGCCCAGGAAGGACCCUCCGAACGCCGUGGGGAGCAGCAACGCCGGUGGUCCGGGGCCCCGCGGAAAAGGAGCUGAAGGUGGAGGAUCAUCAUCUGGAAAUGUGUCUGGGGUUGCCUCUGCUGCCCCUGCGGGGGCCUCGCGCUCCUCCUCCCGGAACUUAGGGUCUUCUGGUGGUGAGAAGGAAGAAGGCAAAAAGGUCCGGCGGCAGUGGGAGUCGUGGAGCACAGAGGACAAGAACACCUUCUUCGAGGGGCUGUAUGAGCAUGGGAAGGACUUUGAAGCGAUUCAGAACAACAUUGCACUGAAGUACAAGAAGAAAGGCAAGCCAGCGAGCAUGGUGAAGAACAAGGAGCAGGUCCGCCACUUCUACUACCGAACCUGGCACAAGAUCACCAAGUACAUCGACUUUGACCACGUGUUCUCUCGAGGCCUGAAGAAGUCUUCCCAGGAGCUGUAUGGCCUGAUCUGCUACGGCGAGCUGCGCAAGAAGAUCGGGGGCUGUAUGGAUGAUAAGAAUGCGACAAAGCUGAAUGAACUCAUUCAGGUUGGGGCCACCACUGUACGUUACAAAGGGCGGAACCUGCGGAUCAAAGCGCCCAUGUGCCGGGCCCUGAAGAAGCUCUGCGAUCCAGAUGGCUUGAGUGAUGAAGAGGACCAGAAGCCAGUGCGCCUGCCCCUGAAAGUCCCUAUAGAGCUACAGCCACGGAACAACCACGCCUGGGCCCGUGUGCAGAGCCUUGCCCAGAACCCACGCCUCAGGAUGAUCGUGGAGCUACAUCGAAAGGUCUCCAGCCUCAUUGAGUUCUUGAAGCAGAAGUGGGCGCUCCAUGAGGUGCGAGUUCGGAAGACACUCGAGGAGCGGCAGCUGCAGGACUCCUGCUCCCCACCGAUGCAGGAGAAGGUGACUCUGCACUUGUUCCCAGGCGAGAACUGCACACUGACACCCCUGCCAGGUGUGGCCCGUGUGGUACACUCCAAGGCCUUCUGCACGGUGCACUGGCAGGAGGGCGGCCGGUGCAAGCAGAGUGCCAAGGAUGCCCACGUACUGCCCCCAGCCCAGAUCCUGGGCAUCCAGAGUGGGCAGGGCACAGCCCGGGGCCAGGUGAAAUGCCCUCGGGGCGGAGCUGAGGGCAAGGGUGCGGGGCGGCCCCCUCCUGCGGCUGACGCCUCACAGAGCUCUGGAGAGAGUUCCCCCGAAAGCGCCCCUGGGGAAGGGGCCAUCCUAAGCUUGAGUAGCCCGGACGCUCCCGACAGGCCUCCCCCUAGGCACCAGGACACUGGGCCAUGUCCUGAGAAGACCCCUACAGAAGGCAGGGACAGCCCCAUCCGGGAGCCAGGGGCCUUGCCGUGUGCCUGUGGUCAGCUUCCAGACCUGGAGGACGAGCUCUCGCUCCUAGACCCCUUGCCCCGCUACCUGAAAUCCUGCCAGGACCUCAUUGUCCCCGAGCAGUGCCGCUGUGUAGACAUGCGGCCUGGGAGUGAGCAGCCCCCUCCAGGCCGGGCAGCCUCCCCAGAGGUGCUGGCUCCUGUCAGCAAGGAGCCUGUUGACCUUGCCCUUGCUGGCCCGGCCCCGAGGCCCAGCCCUGGGCUCUUGCCGGAUGUUUGCACUAAAGACUCAGCAGAUCCACCUGCAGAGGAGGUCCAGGAAAAGGGGAGCCCUGCUGAGCCUGCGCUGCCUCAGGGACAGCAUGCCGCCAGACCCCCAAAGGAGGUCCCUGCCAGCCGGCUGGCACAGCAGCUCCGUGAGGAGGGCUGGAACCUGCAGACCUCCGAAAGCCUCACGCUGGCCGAAGUCUACCUCAUGAUGGGAAAGCCCAGCAAGCUGCAGCUGGAGUACGACUGGCUGGGGCCCGGCCGCCAGGACCCCCGCCCCGGCUCCCCAGCCACCACCCUUCACAAGCAGCGCCUCCUCAGCUGCCUCCUCAAGCUCAUUUCCACCGAGGUCAACCCCAAGCUGGCUCUGGAAGCAAACACUGUCUCUACAGUGAGGCCCUCCCAGGAGGAGCAGUCCGCAACGCCCCCAGGGAAGGUGGUGACCGUCAGCUCUCGAAGCCCCCGCUGCCCUCGGAACCAGGCCACCCUCCGCAGCAGCAAGACCUUCCCGCCUAGCUCUGCACCAUGCCCGUCAGGUUUGAGAAACCCUCCAAGACCCCUCUUGGUGGCUGGUCCCGCCAACACAGGAAGCAGUGACUCAGAUGGUGGCCUUUUUGCUGUCCCAACAACCUUGCCACCCAACAGCCGACACGGGAAGCUCUUCUCUCCCAGUAAAGACGCAGAGCUGACUUUCCGUCAGCAUCUCAACUCCAUCAGCAUGCAGUCGGAUUUCUUCCUGCCAAAGCCCCGGAAGCUGCGGAACCGGCACCUUCGGAAGCCACUGGUGGUCCAGAGAACGCUGCUCCCUAGACCGUCAGAAAACCAGUCCCACAAUGUUUGUUCCUUCUCCAUCCUGUCUAACUCUUCCAUAACUGGGAGAGGUUCGUUCCGGCCCAUCCAGUCUUCUCUGACCAAAGCAGCUCUGUCUCGGCCGAUCGUGCCCAAGGUCCUUCCACCCCAGGCCACGAGUCACCUGGCCAGUACUAUCGACUUAGCAGCUACGAGUGCUGGCAUCCUCCCUGGGAACCCCCUCCCUGCCUUGGACACUGAGGGCUUGUCUGGUAUCUCUCCACUGUCUUCAGACGAGGUGACAGGUGCCGUCUCUGGGCAGGACUCCACUGGAGCUCACCAGAAUGGAGACGCCCUCCCCGCCAUGGGGGGCUCGGACCCGUUCGUCAGCAUCCCUUCGAGACCUGAGCAGGAGCCAGUGACAGACAGUUUCCAGGGCUCUUCUGUUCUCUCCUUAUCUGAGCUGCCCAAGACUCCUCUCCAAAAUGGCCUCUCCACACCACUGUCCUCGUCAGAGAGCUCCAGCACCCGGCUGUCUCCACCAGAUGUCUCUGCUCUACUUGACAUCUCCCUGCCUGGCCCUCCUGAGGAUGCGCUGUCCCAGGGCGAGUCCGCCACACACAUAAGCGACUCCAUCAUCGAGAUUGCCAUCAGUUCCGGCCAGUACGGUGAAGGGGUUCCUCUUUCUCCAGCAAAACUGAAUGGCAGUGACAGUUCCAAGAUCCUUCCCUCCCCAUCCAGCAGCCCCCAGCCAAACUGGAUCGCCUCUCCCACCCACGACCCCCAGUGGUACCCGAGUGACUCCACUGACUCCUCGCUCAGCAGCCUGUUUGCAAGCUUCAUCUCCCCAGAGAAGAGCCGGAAGAUGUUGCCCACUCCCAUCGGGACCAACAGUGGCACCUCCUUGCUUGGCCCCAGCUUGUUGGAUGGAAACUCAAGGGACUCAUUUGUGUCCAGGUCCCUGGCUGAUGUCGCAGAGGUUGUGGAUUCCCAGCUGGUGUGCAUGAUGAAUGAAAACAGCAUCGAUUAUAUUUCUCGGUUCAACGACCUGGCCCAAGAGCUGUCCAUCGCUGAGCCUGGCCGCCGAGAAGUUCUGUUUGAUGGUGGUGGAGGCGGUCCCCCUGUCAGUGACCUGUCCCAGUGACCACAUGUCCUGGUGGCAGAUGAAGCCCUCUUCCAGCUAGAGAAAAACAGAUCAAGCCCAGGAGCCCCAGAGGAUGGUCUGAACAGAGGCAUCUCCACACCCAUGACUGUACAACAGGCAGGAAUGUGGUCACAGAGCUGCUUCCCCACAAGCAGCAGGCAGUGGCGUCCCAGGAGACCAGGACGAGCUCUCGGGAAGGGCCGACGUUAGAAAUGGCUGUGGUGCUGGAGCAGUUCUUCACCACGCCCGGGCCCACAUUAGGGUCUGCAUAGUGAUCCCAUUUCAGCCCAAGCUCUGCCUCGAUUGUUGUGUUGGAUGUAAAGGUGGUGGUUCUUUCUGAGACAAGGGAGUGUGUGUGCCUUGGUAUAGUUGCCUCGUGCUAGGAGCCGUGAUCUCCCACUCUGCAGGGAGGCCCAGCUCCUGCUGCUUGAUUUUUGCCAAACCUGUGCCAUGCUUCGGCUGUACCCUCUGUGGAAUGUAACAGGCAGGACAGUUGGUUGUGGCCUGGGCUUGUGUCGCGUGGUGUCGCACCCUGAGGCAGCAAGCGCACAGAUGCUGAUCGCAGGCUGCCGAGGAGUCCUGGGGCCCUGGGCUGGUGCCUCCCCUGUCUAAAGGUUUUGUUUGAUCUCUCUGAACAGGAAGUGGGGGCAGCAAGAGUCCUGUACUAUGCAGGUCGUGUGGAUUUUACAUGGGACCCUGCUAAGCUGGUUCAAAAUGUUUUUCUUGUGUUUUAAGGAUUAGGAGACAUGGAAGAGGAAGAACAAAGCCCCCACGGUAGUUGGUUUCCUUCCUGUGUCCCUUUGCAAGCUUCCAGGUGACCUGAGAUGUCAUUUGUCUCUACUGGGGUGACCUCUAAGCACUAAUAUGAUUACAGCAAAAACUUUCCUGAUAAGUUCUGAAACUCGAUCCGUGACUAUUUGGCACUUAGGACAAGUCCACCUUUGCAGGGAAAGUGUCUCGUGGGCAUGGGUGUGGGCAUGCCUAACACGUGUGUUUAAUCCCUUCGUACCUUUGCCCUAAGAUAGCUGAGUCUCCUUUCCAUUUGGGACACUCACGCAAGGGCCCAGACAUCUGGAUGUGGUCGGACGUCACCAAAUGUACGCCUUCAUGGUGGUCUUCCUCCUUGCACCCCCUGAGGUGGCCAGCCUUCCUACUGCAGACUGCCCAACAUCCAGUCUUUCCCAGGAUGGAGCUAACAAGGGCCCCUUUGCCGUCUCAGCCUCAGGAGUUCCAAGCACAUGAGUCACUGUCCAGCCGCAUCCAGUAUGGCUUGGAGCUGCUACAGAGGUGUUGGGCAGGCUAUGCCUCUGCCGCCAUCUCUCCCUUCCUGCCUCAUCCCCCACAGUAGUCAGGAUUGAUUGUGCUUUCCUGACCCACUUGGACCUACUCUUUGACUCUCCACCAUUCCUCUCCCCUCACAAAUGUGGCAUGUAAGGUCAGCCCUGGCCCCUCCCCUGUUUCUCUCCCCCUCCACAAUGGAGAAGGUGAAAAGAGGGGAAAUACCUUGGGUGUGGACAAGCAGGUGGACACCCUCCAUCCUGCAGUCUCGCCAGUCCACCACAGCCACUGUAGACCAUUGGGAGGAUGUGGAGAGGACAGUGGGCUUCCAGGCAAGAGCUUCCUUUUGUCUCACGAGUUUUUCUUAGAGUUCUUGCCUGAGCUGGCUUCCCUCAUUCAGACCUUGACAUGAGAUCUUAAGCAAACAGUCCCAAAGCUCUUGGAGGUGGAAAAAAAACAUGGUGCCACUUGAUUGGGAGAGAGACAGUAGUGUUUGAGCUGCAGCAUCUUUAAACUAGCUUGUGUUUUGUACUUAAUAGAUCAGCUUCCAAAAUUAGCAUCUCAUGGAGCCAGAGAAAGACAAGUAGAUCUCCCUCUGGGCAUCUGACUUUGCUGUGUCAGGGUUAGGCUACCAAGCCGAGUUUAGACCACUGCUAGCUUUUUCAUACUCCCGUGGGCGAGACCAGAGAUGCCAAGUCUUAACAGCAUUGAGCUGCAUGCACUGUGCCAGGGACAGCAGGGUUCAUGAACUGCCUGUCAGGGCGCCUGUUACUCCCAAGUGGGGUGAAGCUUUGAAGUCAGGGUCUGCCUUGGUAGACUCUUUAGACAGUAUCUACCACUUGGUUCUGCAGGGUAGAACCAAGCAAUGACUGCAGCCAUAUGGCCACCCAGUGGGUAGAUAGAUGGGUUAGGGAGGAGGACAGACUGACUCCUCUCCUGUAAGAAAGCUGACAGGGUGUUAGGGGAUUCUGCUUCUCUAGUAACUAGACAGGUGAUACACAUUUGCUUGCCACGUUAAGGGAAAGUGAUGUCAUUUGUUGGAGAAAAACAAUGGAUGCAUUUUCUCCUCGCCUAAAUGAAUACUGAUGUACAAAAAAUAGGCAAAUGUUAAUGGCUGGAAUUUUGAAAGAUCCAAACAGAGAAGUCUUCCACUUCCUGUAUCUUCUGCCUUUCCAAAGGAAGCGGCGAUCAUCUCAACAUGAGCCUGUGGCUUCCUUUGUGCAUUUGAGCAUGCUAUAAUUAAGAUGAGAUCAGUUCCUUAGAAAAAGCUUUCCCAAACUCUUAUGUUGUCUGGGAUCUUUGCUGAUCCGCCUUUUCUGGAGAUUGGGACAGAGCGUCUGUGGUGCAGGGAAGUUAGUCCUCUGGCCUCGACUCUGUUGUGGAUGUGCAGUGAUGAGCGAGCAUUGUGUGCCUCCAAGGACGCCGAAUUCAUGGCUUCCUGGCUGUUUCGUCCUUCUGUGUCUUGUAGCUGGAGGGUGCCAGUUCAAGGAGUGGGGUCUUGGCGGCGUUUCUGCAGUUGGUCUCCUUGCUUUGCCCACCACCUCCAGGUGCUGGGCAUCAAAGGCAAUGACCUUUUUAGUUUAAUAGCAUCUUUUUUUUUUCUUUUUUUUGAGACAGUCUCACUCUGUCAUAG
Messenger RNA from Saimiri boliviensis boliviensis (Bolivian squirrel monkey), 7012 nucleotides. The record is from RefSeq and is a predicted model, not a curated record. Lineage: Eukaryota; Metazoa; Chordata; Mammalia; Primates; Cebidae.